Molecule: messenger RNA, 2325 nt
Organism: Blumeria graminis f. sp. triticale
Lineage: Eukaryota; Fungi; Ascomycota; Leotiomycetes; Helotiales; Erysiphaceae
Source: the annotation of a GenBank genome assembly
AUGCUUCCUUCUAUACUUGGUUUAAUCACGUCGCCAUCCACAGAACUCUCGUCAAAGAUUAUACAGAGUCCCAGCGGCACAUCUAUCGACUCAGCCAUUUCUAUCCGCUCCACCGAUGGAUACUCAGAUACAACAAUAUCCUCGUUACCCACCAGUGUUAACGAGGUUGUCAGCGAGAAAGCGUCUACUAGAGUUAACGAAAUGGAAGCUAUGAAUGAUUAUUCAGAUUCUAUGCGCUCUAGCACUCGAGCUAGAAAAAGUACUACUUCAUACAAUAUCACAAUGCUUAGUAGAACUGCUAUUGAGGCGUUGGAAAGGGUUGAACAAAAUCUGACAGUGAUCGGAGUAUCCCAGGAACCUAAUCGAUAUAAAUCUAUUGGUACCUCGAAUAAUAGUAUCUCUGCCAUUAAGACCCCAUCUACUAGGUCACAGAGAGAGAGGCCCAUAUCGAGUUUUGAGACUAGCGACAAAUAUGCCCAGCAAUCUUCAGGAGCUAAAGCUCGGAGUGCUCCAAGAAAUAUGGGAGCUAAUAUCUCCCAUAAAGUACAAGAUUCAGUAGAGCGAAGAUUGACAAGAUCCUCUGGUCAAAAAUCAGAAAUUAAGGCUAUCAUGUUGCCCGUUUUAGCCAAGCGAGACCGGAGGAAGUCAGAGGGCUCUAACCGCAAGAAAAAUGUGAACCGGGAACUAAAUAAUUUAAUAGACUCGAACGAGUUCGCGAAAAUCGACACAGAACCCGUUAUACAUGAAGUCUGGAGUAAUGGAAAACUAGUAGUAGAAAAUAACUCACAAGAAAGGGAAAAAUCACGAAGGAAUAAUUCCUCGCGCAGAUCCAUAGAGGAUUCUGUCCCGCCAAGAACAAACUCCGUUUGUGGAGAAGGCAAAAUUUGGCUCAGCAAAGGACUGUACGCUGGCCAAGAUUGGAGUUCCGACCGCUUUGUACGCGGCUCAGGCACAAAGAACGGGGGGAAAUCAACCGACGAUCAAUAUAUCCCAAACAGAUCAUUUCCCCUACCUAUGUGGUAUGGUCGCCGCUUGCUUGAAUUUGGGAGAGACUUUAAGCUACCGUUUGACGUUUGCUCACCUCUUCCGCCUGGACAACCUCAGCCAGAUGAAUGGAGAAAGGCAACAAAAAAUCGCUUUAUUGGUGAUGCCGGUGCUCUAUGGAAAGUCUCUAAAUUUUCCUACAGUACAUCCUCAAAGUGUGUAUGCAAGUCUGAAAAUGGUUGCGGCGAGGACUGUCAGAACAGAAUAAUGUUCUAUGAAUGCGAUGACUCAAAUUGUGCAGUAGGUAGUAAGUACUGUACCAAUCGAGCUUUCGCCGAAUUACAAGAGCGUCGUAAAGCCGGUGGCAAAUACAGGGUUGGAGUCGAGGUGAUAAAAACUGCUGAUCGAGGAUAUGGAGUUCGAUCCAACCGCUGCUUUGAACCGCAUCAAAUUAUUGUCGAAUACACCGGAGAAAUUAUUACCGAAGACGAGUGUGAUCGUAGAAUGAAUGAGGACUACAAAGACAAUGAUUGUUAUUAUCUCAUGUCAUUCGAUCAAUCUAUGAUUAUUGAUGCCACAAAAGGCAGCAUUGCUCGUUUUGUCAAUCACUCCUGUAAGCCGAAUUGCCGAAUGGUCAAGUGGAUAGUUGGGGGAAAUCCACGCAUGGCACUAUUUGCCGGUGACGAGCCUAUUAUGACUGGUGAUGAGUUAACAUAUGACUACAAAUUUGAUCCAUUCUCCAGCAAAAAUAUUCAGCAAUGUCGUUGCGGUAGCAAUAAUUGUCGAGGUGUACUGGGCCCACGACUAAAAGAUUCAAGGCUCGCCAGGGACUUUACAAAAGAUUGUACACUGAUUUCGAACUCCUCAGCCAAAAUUGGGAAGAGAAAGAUUAUGGAAAGCCCGACAGAAAAGGACAUCAAUAAUACACGAACCCCUAAGAGAAAAAAGAUCGAGAAUGAUUCGGAUCAGAAGUUGUAUUUACCAGAUUUUACAGCCGACUUUAAAAAUAACAUCGAAAAAAUAGAAAUAAAUUCCAACUCAAAGCCCUCCCAAGCAAAAUUUUCAAUCGGGGUCCGGCAAACCAUACAAACAAAAGAUGAAGUCGGAGGUGGGAGGAAAUCAUAUUCCCAAAAUUUAAAUACCAAAACUGACACUUCAGACACGAGCCAACGAGAUAUCUUCCCUAAAGAUUCUAAUCAUACGGAGAGAAAAUUAAGAUUUGCACGCAAGACGACUAAAGAGGCCCCAGGAAGAAAUAAACGCACAUCCGUAGGAACUUCUGAACGGGUAAAGGGAUCAUAUAGACUAAAAUCCCGAAGUUUAAGAAGCUUCAAUAAAUAA